Messenger RNA from Artibeus jamaicensis (Jamaican fruit-eating bat), 233 nucleotides. RefSeq names its product small nuclear ribonucleoprotein G-like. Bases 1 to 186 code for a protein of 61 amino acids. The transcript has 2 exons. Gene Ontology annotation, biological process: mRNA splicing, via spliceosome. The record is from RefSeq and is a predicted model, not a curated record. Gene Ontology annotation, cellular component: P granule; precatalytic spliceosome; U1 snRNP. NCBI's taxonomy places the organism in Eukaryota, Metazoa, Chordata, Mammalia, Chiroptera, Phyllostomidae. Gene Ontology annotation, molecular function: RNA binding.
AUGAGGCAGAAAAAGAAAUUUAAUGGUGGCAGACAUGCCCAAGGAAUAUUGCAGAGAUUUGAUCCUUUCAUGAAAUUUGUGAUAGAUGAAUGUGUGGAGAUGGCAACUAGUGGGACACAGAACAGUAUUGGAAUGGUGGUAAUACGAAGAAGUAUCAUCAUGUCAGAAGCCUUGGGACCAGUAUGAAGAAUGGUUGUGUUCACCAGAGAAAUUGAUUGUUUUCUCAUGUCCUC